UGUGCUUUGUGAUAACGUCUUAAACGCAAUGCAAACCAUUGACCUUAUAUUUUCAGCUGCCGAAGUCAUAGCUUUACUGCUCCAGGAGUUACCAGCCCCGAGAACGUAUCUGUACCCCCAAACCUUCGCAGGUCUAUCGUAUAUCAUUGCUAGCGGAUUUUUAGCGGCAUUGUGGAGAAGCUUGCGUCAUAGAGACUCUGAUAUUCUAAUACGCAGGCCACCUGGUGGUGUUGAUUUCUAGAGGGUUGCUUGAAAGCGCUACUCAAACCAUGGGUCGCAAGCGAGCGACGGUAGUUACCAUGCAGUACCCACCUGCUGGUCAUACCCACCUACCGGUCAGCGGAAAAAAAAAUUCCCCAUACAAAAUGCACUUUUUUAACCUCAUGGGAAAAACUUAAUAAAAA
This is a messenger RNA of Fusarium redolens, 404 nucleotides long. RefSeq lists its product as uncharacterized. The coding region runs from base 29 to 241 and encodes 70 amino acids. The transcript has a single exon. The record is from RefSeq and is a predicted model, not a curated record. Lineage: Eukaryota; Fungi; Ascomycota; Sordariomycetes; Hypocreales; Nectriaceae.